GCUUGGUUCCCGAUGCCUCUGGUUUUCUCACACCCCGGAUUGGGAUCCGGGAUCUACGCCAAGCUGUCUAGCAUCGUUGGCUGAACGGCUGGCUCAGUUGUUUGGAGUCCCAUCCGAUAUAAAGACGAGUCCAAUCGCAUCCUAUCGAUGGGUUUCGUUUCGGAUCACCACCCUCAAACACAAGAUCUCAACCAAACCCCCCACCCUCCCCCUUCCCUUCAACACUUCACCGUCGCCGACUCGCAAGUCAAGAUGAAGUUCUUCACCGGUAUCGCUCUUCUUGCCUCCAUCGUGAGCGCCAACCCCAUAGAGCUCUUCGGCAGGGACGAGCCGCUCCAGGCCAAGCUCAUCCGCGGCGCCGGCAACACGCUCGUCAAGAUCGCACUGACAAACGCGGGCAAAUCGGCUAUCAAAGUCUUCGUCCCCGGUACCAUCUUGGAUAAGGCCGCGGUUGAAAAGGUGGCUGUCUACUCCAACGAGACCCGACUAUCAUUUGACGGUGUGCGGUUGCGCAUCGCCCCGCAGGACCUCAUGACGGAAGAUGCCUUCCAGACAAUCAAGCGCGGGCAGACGAUCGAGAUCAAGUUUGACUUUGGAGAGAUGCACGACCUCGGCGACGGCGGCAUCUACGACCUCAGCGUCAAAAGCGGCAUCCCCUUCGCCAAGGCGGGCACGACCGAGAUCAUCGGCGCCAUCCCGAUCAACAGCAACACGCUCCGCAUCAAGGACGUCGAUGCCAAGAAGGCGGCGCUCACCCGCAUGGCCUUCCACCAGUCAAUCAAGCGCACCCUCGUCCAGUCGGACUGCAAGGGCGUCGAGAACAACACGGUCAACACGGCGCUCAUCACGUGCGCAAGGCUCUCGCGCGCGGCCGCCAACGGCACCCAGGACGACGCGAGGAUGAGAGAGUACUUCAAGACGGCCUCGCCGGUCGCCAAAAAGAUCGUCGCCGACGUCUUCAACAGGGUCGCCAUCGAGUGCAACAGCCGCACCAGGGGCGUGUCCAUGCAGUACUGCGGCGACGUCUAUAAGUCGUGCUCGCCCGGCGUGCUCGCCUACACAGUCCCCUCGCUCAACUACAUGGUCAACUGCCCUCUCUACUUCACCGCGCUCCCGCCUCUCAGCAAGACUUGUCACGGACAGGACCAGGCCACGACGACCCUCCACGAGAUGACGCAUUUGCUCCAGAUGAAGGGAACCCUUGACUACGGCGUCUACGGCUAUGAUGCGCUCAAGACGCUCCCGGGACAGGAAAACAUGAACCACGCAGACACGUACUGCCUGUUCGCUAAUGCCAUCAAUCUCGGCAAGGGUUGCUAGAAAACGGUGUGCCUACAGAGGCAAGUCAGUACGGGCGACAAGUCCAGGCGACUGUCGAGGGCAAAAAGUAAUCUGAGAAGGCGCAAAACCGGAGAGCAAUGAGUUCAGCUGUUUAUAUUAAACGGGGAGGGCCAAGUACGCCAGGAGCCUGAGAUGUUCCAUGUAUAGGCGCCGGCUUAUCACCACCACUAAUACUUUGGAGCGGACGUUGGAGAUUUACUUUGGCGACGAAGGGGCGCAUUUUAGAUAUGCCAAAGGCGGCACACAUUCAUAGAAACGAAAUAAUGAUUCAAACCCAAGAUAUUGUUUGCUGGGACCAAUGACAUUGUGCUGGCGGGAUUUCGAGUCAGUGUUCGUUGACGUUGAACCACACGGAAUGUUGUACGUUCGCAGCCAUUGCGAAUCAUACAGGAUGCGGACGAUUCUCUGCCGGUCCGACACACCACCGGGUCAGGUCCGACCCCCCCUUUAUCGGAACUGGAACUGGAACUGAGACCGUUGGUCCGUUGGCGAUCAAGGGAAGCAGAU
This is a messenger RNA of Colletotrichum destructivum, 1848 nucleotides long. RefSeq names its product Putative peptidase M35, deuterolysin, metallopeptidase, catalytic domain superfamily. NCBI's taxonomy places the organism in Eukaryota, Fungi, Ascomycota, Sordariomycetes, Glomerellales, Glomerellaceae. The record is from RefSeq and is a predicted model, not a curated record. The transcript is spliced from 4 exons. Bases 148 to 1320 code for a protein of 390 amino acids. Gene Ontology annotation, biological process: proteolysis. Gene Ontology annotation, molecular function: metalloendopeptidase activity.